CCAGCCAGGUAGCUUACGUAGCCUUCACCGCUUGAUUGCUGCGGCUCUUUCCAUCACUGGCGCGUCUAAUUUUAAGACCUGGAAUAGGCUACUUGUUUAAUAGCACCUAUUUACCUAUAGCCUAUAAAUUAUUUGAUUUGUUUUCUUAUUAUGUUUUGGUGGAACGCAUAAGCUAAGUCGUCAUAGGUUAAGGCUAUUUAGGGAUAGUUUUAGAGCAAGUUGGCUAUUAUUUGCAUCAGCAGUUAGCUUUCAAGCUAAAUUAAGAAGUCUGUUUUGAUGCCUGAUUUUGAGCAUUUCAGAUUUUCAUACUCAAGCAUGAAUCCAUUAUUGGGAGAGAACGCGUUCCUGGUUCAGCAACAGCAGCACAACCAGAUGGGGAGUCAUUCUGAUUAUUCCAUGACAGGCCUAGACUCAUACGGUGCAGCUGACUCAGGCUUCAUCUUGGGCGAGCACAACGGGUUUGGACAAGAUGGCAUAUCUGGCCUGGACAUAAAUUCGCUGCCACCUUCAGGACUCGCUUAUUUGCACCAGAACAACAUGCACCGUGCACCGCCGCCCCCCGCAGCGAUGGCCCUGCGUAACGACUUGGGUUCCAACAUCAGUGUUCUCAAGACCUUGAAUUUGCGCUUCCGUUGCUUUUUGGCUAAAGUUCAUGAACUGGAGCGUCGGAAUAAAGCUUUGGAGAAGCAGCUUCAACAGGCUUUGGAAAACAAUGAGGACAAUUCAGAAGGACACGGGAAAAAGCCAUUGACUAAGGAAAUGGGAGUCCAGACUGGUUUCGUAGGGCCCAUCGCAGUUAGGCCCGGACAUAUCCCACUCCAGAACGUCAAUAACUCUGCAUACCUGCCUGGUGGUCUACUCUCUCCAUCACUCAACAGGCCUACAACUCCCUCCUUGGAGUCCAACAGCAAAUCAGUAUUUAGGAACUCGACUCUGACUGACUCGAAUUCCAACCUCAAUUCCAACCAACUCACUCCACAUAUUUGCCUCAGUCCUUUAUUAACCCCUACUGAUACUUCCAACCCUAUAUCCAACAUUAACGAGAAAUAUGUCAGUUCUGGGACUGGUAUGUCUACUAACCCGCCUCCCCGGUUCCUUCCCGGCACCGUUUGGUCCUACAACCACGACCGCAGGUUUGGCACUGGGAGGGAGUCGCGCGUAACAGAUAUGGGUGUGCCUUGUGCCCAAACGGACGGCGUAGGUGUUCAAAUCGACACCAUCACCCCUGAGAUACGGGCCCUGUACAACGUGUUGGGCAAGGUGAAACGAGAGAGGGAUGAGUAUAAAUGCAGAUGGGAGGAAGAGUACACAGUCAGAGUGGACCUCCAGGAGAAAGUGGCUGAGCUGGAGGAGGACCUCCAGGAGAGUGAGGUGUGUCAGGAUGAGCUGGCCCUCAGGGUGAAACAGCUGAAAGCUGAGCUGGUCCUCUUCAAAGGCCUUAUGAGCAACAACCUGUCGGAUCUGGACAGUAAGAUCCAGGAGAAAGCCAUGAAGGUGGACAUGGACAUCUGUAGACGCAUCGACAUCACAGCUCGCCUGUGUGAUGUGGCCCAGCAGAGGAACUGUGAAGAGAUGAUCCAGAUCUUCCAGCAGAUGGCCACACCUCCUUCCACUCUGACCCGCCGGCCCCGGAAACAGGCGGCCCAAUCGGUUAAAGGCGGCGACGGGGACGAACCAACCAGCAUCUCUGAGAGCGAGGCGGGCAAGGAUGAGGAGUCGUGUAGCACGUCAGCCAAUCAGAUCAACGAGGAAAUGCAGAGGAUGCUGAACCAGUUGAGGGAGUGUGAGUUUGAGGACGACUGUGACAGCCUGGCCUGGGAGGAGACUGAGGAGACUCUGCUGCUGUGGGAGGACUUCCCAGGAUACACUCUGGGGGCAGUGGAGACACAGGGGGAGCAGCAGGAGGAGUCCAUAGAGAAGGUAAUACAGGACACAGAGUCCCUCUUCCAGACCAGAGAGAAGGAGUAUCAGGAGACCAUCGACCAGAUCGAGUUGGAGCUGACCACGGCUAAGAGUGACAUGAACCGACACCUGCACGAGUACAUGGAGAUGUGUUCCAUGAAGCGAGGCCUGGACGUGCAGAUGGAGACGUGCAGGAGACUCAUCACCCAGAGUGGAGACAGGUAUCGGACACCUCCGCAUGGUGCUGAACACUCUAAACGCUCAAAAAGAUACCCUAGGAAGUCUCCCCCUCUCGUUACUGCGGCCAUGGAGGACUCUGAUGACGGAGAGAAGGAGAGGAGUAAGGUGUCCCCACCCGCAGACUCUGAAAGUGAUGAACCCUACUGUGACACCAAGGUUAAUAGUGGUACGGUCCCUCACUUACCAUGGAGGAAGUCCUAAUCCUUACUGAUGAAGCCCUGUAGAUGUACCAUAGUCUGGAUAGUGCUGUUGUUUACAUUUUUUUUGCCAUAAAUGAUGUAAAGCCAGCAGACUCUUUCCAGGGCCAUAAAUCACCACUGCCCUCUGGUGGUUCAGGUUAUUACAACACCUAAUCUGAUAGGACUAAAUGGCAUUUAGAAAAGGAAAUCGAUUGGAUUUCUUAACAUUGUGAUAUUUCUAUGAUAUGAACGAUCAAAAUAUAUACCUUUUUGUUAAGUUUGCCCAUUGAUCUUGCUAUAUGUAUCAAGAUUCAACCGAAAACAAUUUGCACACGUUUUUUGUGGAAUAAAGGCCUUAUGUUACAUUGCAGUUACAGAUUUGAAACAUCAGCAGAAUUUUUGAAGGCAAACAACAACAAAAAAAUGCACUAUUGGCGAAAAAUUGUCACAGGAUAAGUCAUUAUCUAGCAGUCUGUCACAUCUGAACAAAAUGAACAUUUGCAGUUUGCUAAAGGGAAAGGGCCUAGCUGUUGAUAGCCAUCGAUGAAAAUCUAUUUUCUUUGCAGUUAAUAUCCUUCUCAUUCCAUUUUCCCCAUUUUGAAAGAAUGGAUACAAGAAGCAUAUAGAAAGAUUCAAGGAUGUAAAGCCUUUUUAAUCAAU
Molecule: messenger RNA, 2981 nt
Organism: Oncorhynchus gorbuscha (pink salmon)
Lineage: Eukaryota; Metazoa; Chordata; Actinopteri; Salmoniformes; Salmonidae
Product: non-homologous end joining factor IFFO1-like
Exons: 9
Coding region: 277-2343 (688 amino acids)
Source: RefSeq, a predicted model, not a curated record